Molecule: messenger RNA, 11475 nt
Organism: Scleropages formosus (Asian bonytongue)
Lineage: Eukaryota; Metazoa; Chordata; Actinopteri; Osteoglossiformes; Osteoglossidae
Product: IgGFc-binding protein
Exons: 25
Coding region: 1-11475 (3824 amino acids)
Cellular component (GO): extracellular matrix
Molecular function (GO): protein binding
Source: RefSeq, a predicted model, not a curated record
AUGGCAAACCACAAAAGUGGAAAAGUCUUUGCCACCUUUGAUCUAGCAAUCACUGCACAGCAAUCUGAUGCUAAUGUGAAAGUGAACAUCCAGUCAAUCCAGUUCUCCUCCACGGUGAAGGUCAGCAAAUUGUCCACAAAACAAGUCUCUCUGCCAGACGCUGUUGAGAUGCGGGAUUCUGGCCUCUCCACCAAAACAGUGCAGAUCACAUCUGAUGCUGACAUCUCAGUGGUAGCUUUCAAUGAUAAACUUGUGAGUGGAGACAGCAGCAUUGUGUUACCUACCACUGACCUGGACACUGAGUAUGUAGUGUUUACACCUAACACAGGACCUGCAGAAAUGGACAAAGUUGUGGCAAUCAUCAAUGGCAAAGAUGCUAAUACGAUAGAGAUUGUCCCAUAUAAAAACGUGCAGGUUAAGGGGUUUGAUUUCUGGCAGGGUGGGAGCAAAGUAACCAUAACCCUGGCACCAUUCGAAACUUACCAGUGCAGAAGUCGUUUUACCUUCACUGGAACCCGAAUCAAAGCCAAGCAUCCUGUGGCUGUCCUGGCUGGACAUCAGUGCUCUAGUCGUGAAGGUCCCUGCAGUCAUGUAUAUGAGCAGUUAGUUCCAGUGCAAAGGUUUGCCACAGAGUUCCUUGUGCCUAUGAUGCAUGACUCUCAAGACUUAGCAUAUGUAGUAGCAAAUGAAGACAGCACCAAGGUAAACAUUGCUUUUGGGGAGAAAAUGGAGACAAGAAAACUUAUGGCUGGACAAGCUUGGGAAGUGUGUCUCAGAGGAAACAGCCCCUUGUACAUCAACACUGACAGGAAGGUCAUGGUAAUGUACUACAGCAGUGGCCAUCCAUUCAGUGCCUUCCUCACAAGUAUCAUCCCUUCAUCGGAACUGGCAAACCAGUGGUCACUGGACACACUGGCUUCAUUUGAAAACACAGCAGUUAUUGUCUGUGAAGCAAAUGGAGCUGGAAGUAUCAAAAUCAGCAACACAAUGAUCCUAGGCUUGGUCCCACUUCCACCUCCUGAUCCUUGUGAGAAAGUUAAAUGCAGGGAAAAGGAAGAAUGCCGUGAAGGUGUUUGCGUACAUACCUCCAAAGAGACGUGUACAGCCUUAGGUGACCCCCAUUACAAAACCUUCGAUGGGAAGCGAUUUGACUUCCAGGGAACCUGCACUUAUAUAAUUGCCACUACCAUAGACAGUGCAUCUGGCCUCACACCCUUUACUAUUCUGACUAAGAAUGACCACAGAGGGAACCAAAGAGUGGCUUACGUCAGGACUGUCACAGUAACAGUCUAUGGCCAGACUGUUAUUAUCAGCAAGGCGAGAGGAAUAGUUCAGGUGAAUGGCCAGAACAGGUAUUUGCCAGUGACCCUUGCUGAUGGAAAGCUGCGUGUCAUGUGGAGUGGUUGGUAUGCUGUCCUGAUGACUGAUUUUGGUUUAGAGGUGAAGUAUGACUGGGACAUGAAACUUUACAUCACAGCUCCCAGCAGCUACUUUCGAUCCUUGGGUGGGCUCUGUGGAAACUACAAUGGUGAUCGUCAGGAUGACUUCACUGACCCCAAGGGCACCAAAAUCUCUACAGUCAUUGAGUUUGCCAAAAGCUGGAAAGUUAAGGACGGAGAUCUCUUUUGCCAUGAUGACUGUGUGGGAGAAUGCCCCAGUUGCUCUGAAACGCUCCAGGAAAAGUACAGGAGUGAGACCUUUUGUGGCCUCAUGGCUAAGAAUGAUGGACCAUUUUCCAGCUGUCAUGGAACCAUUGAACCAAACAUGUAUAUUGAUAACUGCGUCUAUGAUGUGUGCAUCAACAAAGGAUACAAAAAGUCACUCUGUGACAACAUGGAGAGUUAUGCAAAUUUCUGCCAAGAGAAAGGAAUGAAACUGGACAUAAGCUGGAGGACACUGGCUGAUUGUCCAACUGAGUGCCCUGAAAACAGUCACUAUGAGCCAUGUGGAACAGCCUGCCCUGCAUCCUGUGGUGACUUGGAUGCUCCGACAAAGUGCAAAAUGGCUUGUGUGGAGGGAUGCCAGUGCAACACAGGCUUUGCUCGCAGUGGAGACAAGUGUGUGCCUCUCAAGAGCUGUGGCUGCACGUAUGAGGGCCAGUACUACCCAUCUGGAAAGGAGUUCUGGGCAGACAGCAAAUGCACUCAGCAGUGUAAAUGUAAUCCCGCAAGUGCAAAGGUUGAAUGUUCUAAAGUAAAGUGCAAGAAUUCUCAAGUGUGCGACUUGCGUAAUGGUGUAAGGGACUGCUACCCUGUAUCCUUUGGCACCUGCCAAGGGUCAGGAGACCCCCACUACCGCACAUUUGACGGCAAGAAAUUUGACUUCCAAGGCACGUGCACUUACUACCUGUCCAAACUGGUGAACACAGCUGACCCGUCCCUCGUGCCCUUUGAAGUGCGUGUCCAAAAUCAGAAUCGAGGUAGGAAUAGAGCUGUGUCGUACACCAAGACGGUUGAGAUCACAGUGUAUGGAAGCACAGUUGUGCUGAGUAAAGAAAACCCUGGAAAAGUAUUGCUGAACAACCAAUAUGUGAGCCUUCCUUUCAACUUGGAAGGUGGGAAACUGUCAGUCUUUCGCAGUGGAUUCUUUGGAGUGGUCAAGACUGACUUUGGUCUGAUGCUGAAAUUCAACUGGGACAGCCAUGUUGCCCUGACCCUACCCAGUUCAUACUCUGGCGAGAUUGGAGGACUCUGUGGCAACUGGAAUGGUCUGGCAGAUGAUGACAUGAUGACACCUGACAAGAGCCUUGCCAAAACACCAACUGCUUUUGGAAUCAGCUGGAAAGUGCGAGACGACCCAGGAUGCUCCAGCGACUGUAAUGACAAUAAGUGUCCCACCUGUCAGCCAGACCUUAUGGACCGAUACCAGAAGAGGGAGUUCUGCGGAAUAAUCACAGACCGGAAUGGGCCAUUUAAGGACUGUCACAGCAAGGUUGACCCCAAGCAGUACUUUGAUGACUGUGCAUAUGACAUGUGCCUAUACCAAGGCCAUGCCACUGCCCUCUGUGCCGCCCUCGGUGCUUACACAUCAGCAUGCCAAGAAGCUUCUGCUUCUGUAGAUGUGUGGAGGUCUGAUAGCCUUUGCCCACCCUCUUGCAAAGCUAACAGCCAUUAUGAAGUGUGUGCAACAGGAUGCCCCCAAACCUGCAGUGAUCUCACAGAGUCUUCUGGCUGUGAGGGCUUACCCUGUACAGAGGGCUGUGUGUGUGACGACGGCUUCCUGCUGAGCGACGGCGAGUGUGUGCCUGUGGCAGAGUGUGGGUGCGUGCACUUUGGGCUCUCCUACAAGGCCGGACAGGUGUUCUUCCCAGAGGGCCUCUGCAAGCAGCGCUGUGUGUGCCAGGCCGGGGGAAGAGUGCAGUGUGAUGCCUACAGCUGUGGUCCCAGUGAGAAGUGCCAAGUGAAGGACGGGGUGCAGGCUUGUCAUCCAGAUGGCACAGGCACAUGCACUGUGUUCGGAGCUUCCCAGUACCGUUCCUUUGACAGCCAAUCCUUCAGCCUGAGUGGAGACUGCAUGUACAAAAUGGUGGAAGUCAUCCAUUCUCAUGAAAAGAAAACUAAUUUUAGUGUGUUGGUGCAGCAGAAAUCUGCUGGAGGUGAUACCAUGGUGACAUGGACUGUUCAGAUUGAAGCUUACGGGUACAUGAUAGUUAUCUUUCCUGGAACCAGCUGGAAAAUAAUGGUAGGUGAAAUCAAAAUGAACCUGCCGCUGACUCUGGAAAAUGGAAAAGUGAAGGCGUAUCAGAAUGGAUUUAACGUUAUUGUUGAGAUGGAUUUUGGGUUGAAAGUGAGCUACGAUGGAUUCUCUGGAGUCAGAAUUGAAAUACCUUCCACUUACAAAGGUGCUGUAGGAGGUCUCUGUGGGAACUUCAACGAUGACAAAGCUGACGACUUCAUGUUGCCCAGCGGAGUCCAGGCCGUGUCAGCAGAGAAGUUUGCGGAGGAGUGGGUGAACACUCAGGAAGGACGAACCUGUCACACUGGCUGUGGUUCACAAUGUCCACCAACUGAUGAGAAGAAAAGACCAGAGGCUGAGAAGGCUUGUAGCAUUCUGACCUCUAAAGAUGGACCAGUCUCACAGUGCCACUCACUUUUUCCACCUCAGCAACAUUUUCAAGAGUGUGUCCAGGAUUUAAUAACAGACCCAAAAAAUGCAAAUAUGCUGUGCCAGCACAUUCAGAAGUAUGUGGCACUGUGCCAGUCAGCUGGAAUCACCGUCAAAAGCUGGAGAACUGAGACAUUCUGCUCUGUGAGGUGUCCAGCAAACAGCCAUUAUGAGCUAUGUGCCGACACCUGCUCUUCCACCUGUGCCUCCUUGAGUGUGUCCAGCAAGUGCCCCAAGUGUCAGGAGGGAUGCCAGUGUGACGACGGUUUUGUGUUCGAUGGAGACAUGUGUGUUCCACUGCAGGACUGUGGCUGCUUUGUGGAUGGACACUAUUAUAAGAGAACAGAAUGCAAACCUUCUGAGUUGUGCACAAUCCAGGAUGGUGCCAUGGGUUGCCAUCUGUCAGACCCUUGUGAAAAAGUCAAAUGCAGAGAAAAGGAAAAAUGCCAUGAAGGUGUUUGUGUACAUACUUCCAAAGAGACGUGUACGGCCUUAGGUGACCCACAUUACAACACCUUUGAUGGGAAGCGAUUUGACUUCCAAGGAACCUGCACUUACAUUAUUGCCACAACCGUAAACAAUACCUCUGGCCUCACACCCUUUGCUAUUCUGACCAAGAAUGACCACAGAGGGAACCAAAGAGUGGCUUAUGUCAGGACUGUCACAGUAAUGGUUUACAAUCAGACUAUUGUGAUUAACAAGGAGAGGGGUACAGUUCAGGUGAAUGGCCUGAAAACCUUCUUGCCAGUGACCCUUGCUGAUGGAAAGCUGCGUGUCAUGUGGAGUGGUUGGUAUGCUGUCCUGAUGACUGAUUUUGGUUUAGAGGUGAAGUAUGACUGGGACAUGAAACUUUACAUCACAGCUCCCAGCAGCUACUUUCGAUCCUUGGGUGGGCUCUGUGGAAACUACAAUGGUGAUCGUCAGGAUGACUUCACUGACCUCAAGGGCACCAAAAUCUCUACAGUCAUUGAGUUUGCCAAAAGCUGGAAAGUUAAGGACGGAGAUCUCUUUUGCCAUGAUGACUGUGUGGGAGAAUGCCCCAGUUGCUCUGAAACGCUCCAGGAAAAGUACAGGAGUGAGAUCUUUUGUGGCCUCAUGGCUAAGAAUGAUGGCCCAUUUUCCAGCUGUCAUGGAACCAUUGAACCAAACAUGUAUAUUGAUAACUGUGUCUAUGAUGUGUGCAUCAACAAAGGAUACAAAAAGUCACUCUGUGACAACAUGGAGAGUUAUGCAAAUUUCUGCCAAGAAAAAGGAAUGAAACUGGACAUAAGCUGGAGGACACUGGCUGAUUGUCCAACUGAGUGCCCUGAAAACAGUCACUAUGAGCCAUGUGGAACAGCCUGCCCUGCAUCCUGUGGUGACUUGGAUGCUCCGACAAAGUGCAAAAUGGCUUGUGUGGAGGGAUGCCAGUGCAACACAGGCUUUGCUCGCAGUGGAGACAAGUGUGUGCCUCUCAAGAGCUGUGGCUGCACGUAUGAGGGCCAGUACUACCCAUCUGGAAAGGAGUUCUGGGCAGACAGCAAAUGCACUCAGCAGUGUAAAUGUAAUCCCGCAAGUGCAAAGGUUGAAUGUUCUAAAGUAAAGUGCAAGAAUUCUCAAGUGUGCGACUUGCGUAAUGGUGUAAGGGACUGCUACCCUGUAUCCUUUGGCACCUGCCAAGGGUCAGGAGACCCCCACUACCGCACAUUUGACGGCAAGAAAUUUGACUUCCAAGGCACGUGCACUUACUACCUGUCCAAACUGGUGAACACAGCUGACCCGUCCCUCGUGCCCUUUGAAGUGCGUGUCCAAAAUCAGAAUCGAGGUAGGAAUAGAGCUGUGUCGUACACCAAGACGGUUGAGAUCACAGUGUAUGGAAGCACAGUUGUGCUGAGUAAAGAAAACCCUGGAAAAGUAUUGCUGAACAACCAAUAUGUGAGCCUUCCUUUCAACUUGGAAGGUGGGAAACUGUCAGUCUUUCGCAGUGGAUUCUUUGGAGUGGUCAAGACUGACUUUGGUCUGAUGCUGAAAUUCAACUGGGACAGCCAUGUUGCCCUGACCCUACCCAGUUCAUACUCUGGCGAGAUUGGAGGACUCUGUGGCAACUGGAAUGGUCUGGCAGAUGAUGACAUGAUGACACCUGACAAGAGCCUUGCCAAAACACCAACUGCUUUUGGAAUCAGCUGGAAAGUGCGAGACGACCCAGGAUGCUCCAGCGACUGUAAUGACAAUAAGUGUCCCACCUGUCAGCCAGACCUUAUGGACCGAUACCAGAAGAGGGAGUUCUGCGGAAUAAUCACAGACCGGAAUGGGCCAUUUAAGGACUGUCACAGCAAGGUUGACCCCAAGCAGUACUUUGAUGACUGUGCAUAUGACAUGUGCCUAUACCAAGGCCAUGCCACUGCCCUCUGUGCCGCCCUCGGUGCUUACACAUCAGCAUGCCAAGAAGCUUCUGCUUCUGUAGAUGUGUGGAGGUCUGAUAGCCUUUGCCCACCCUCUUGCAAAGCUAACAGCCAUUAUGAAGUGUGUGCAACAGGAUGCCCCCAAACCUGCAGUGAUCUCACAGAGUCUUCUGGCUGUGAGGGCUUACCCUGUACAGAGGGCUGUGCGUGUGACGACGGCUUCCUGCUGAGCGACGGCGAGUGUGUGCCUGUGGCAGAGUGUGGGUGCGUGCACUUUGGGCGCUCCUACAAGGCCGGACAGGUGUUCUUCCCAGAGGUCCUGUGCGAGCAGCGCUGUGUGUGCCAGGCUGGGGGAAGAGUGCAGUGUAAUGCCUACGGCUGUGGUCCCAAUGAGAAGUGCCAAGUAAAGGACGGGGUGCAGGCUUGUCAUCCAGAUGGCACAGGCACAUGCACUGUGUUCGGAGCUUCCCAGUACCGUUCCUUUGACAGCCAAUCCUUCAGCCUGAGUGGAGACUGCAUGUACAAAAUGGUGGAAGUCAUCCGUUCGCUUGAAGAGAAAACUACUUUUAGUGUGUUGGUGCAGCAGAAAUCUGCUGGAGGUGAUACGAUGGUCACACGGACUGUUGAGAUUCGGGUCUAUGAAUACAAGUUGGCUAUCUUACCCAGGGCCAGUUGGUGCAUAAUGGUAGGUGAAGUCAAAAUGAACCUGCCGCUGACUCUGGAAAAUGGAAAAGUGAAGGCGUAUCAAAAUGGAUUUAACGUUAUUGUUGAGAUGGAUUUUGGGUUGAAAGUGAGCUACGAUGGAUUCUCUGGAGUCAGAAUUGAAAUACCUUCCACUUACAAAGGUGCUGUAGGAGGUCUCUGUGGGAACUUCAACGAUGACAAAGCUGACGACUUCAUGUUGCCCAGCGGAGUCCAGGCCGUGUCAGCAGAGAAGUUUGCAGAGGAGUGGGUGAACACUCAGGAAGGACGAACCUGUCACACUGGCUGUGGUUCACAAUGUCCACCAACUGAUGAGAAGAAAAGACCAGAGGCUGAGAAGGCUUGUAGCAUUCUGACCUCUAAAGAUGGACCAGUCUCACAGUGCCACUCACUUUUUCCACCUCAGCAACAUUUUCAAGAGUGUGUCCAGGAUUUAAUAACAGACCCAAAAAAUGCAAAUAUGCUGUGCCAGCACAUUCAGAAGUAUGUGGCACUGUGCCAGUCAGCUGGAAUCACCGUCAAAAGCUGGAGAACUGAGACAUUCUGCUCUGUGAGGUGUCCAGCAAACAGCCAUUAUGAGCUAUGUGCCGACACCUGCUCUUCCACCUGUGCCUCCUUGAGUGUGUCCAGCAAGUGCCCCAAGUGUCAGGAGGGAUGCCAGUGUGACGACGGUUUUGUGUUCGAUGGAGACGUGUGUGUUCCACUGCAGGACUGUGGCUGCUUUGUGGAUGGACACUAUUAUAAGUCAGGACAGACCGUGAUGUGGAAUAAUUGCAAUGAAACCUGCAGUUGUAAAACAGGGCUGCUCACCUGCAAACAAACACAGUGCAAGCAGCCUGAGGUUUGCAGAGUCAGGAGAGGUGUCAUGGGCUGCUACACUACAGACCCAUGCAUGGAACUCACAUGUCGCGAGAAAGAAGAUUGUAUUUUAAAAGGUGACACUGGUACUGCUAUCUGUGUACCACGGUCCAAAACCUCCUGCUGGGCCAUUGGUGACCCCCACUACCAGACAUUCGAUGGCACCAUCUUUGGAUUCCAGGGAACCUGCUCCUACACUGUGGCUAAGACAAAUGGUAAAGAUGACAGCCUUACAGCUUUCAGUAUCGUGAACAAGAACGAGAUCCGUGGAAAUUCUGAUGGUUCCUUUCUGAAGUCAGCCAGCAUAAAAGUCAAAGGUCAUGAGAUUUCCAUUCUAAACCAUGAACGUGGAAAAGUGAGGAUUGAUGGAGUUAUCUCAAAUAUCCCUCUAAGUCUGGAAUCUGACAGCAUCAAGUUCAGACAGUCAGGUAUAAGGGGAAUCAUGGAGACAGACUUUGGUUUUCAGGUUACAUUUGACUGGUCCACGCUCUUCAUGGUGACAGUGACAAGCAGCUACUAUGACAACCUAGCAGGAAUUUGUGGAACAUACAAUGCAAAUCAAACUGAUGACUUCACUACUCCCAGUGGUGUUGUUGUGACAAACAUCACAGAAUGGGCCCAGUCCUGGAGUGUGCCUGAUCGUGAUCCCUUCUGCUGGCACUACUGCAAAGGAUACUGCCCCACCUGUUCUGAUGAGGAUCAGGAAUUGUACAGCAGUACAAAAUACUGUGGUUUGAUUGAAAGCAAGGAAGGCCCUUUCAGCCAAUGUCACAACACUUUGGCACCAGAAGAAAGUGCUUCUAACUGUCUUUAUGACGUGUGUCUCAAUAAAGGCAGACAGGAAGUGUAUUGUGCAGCAUUAACUAACUAUGUGGCAGCCUGUCAGAAGGUUGGAGGCACAGUGUCACCUGAAUGGAGACAAAUUUCCAAUUGUCCCCUGAUCUGUCCAGAGAACAGCCACUAUGAACUUUGUGGCAGCCCUUGUCCAGCUACUUGUGCAGGACCAAUAGCCCCCGAAACUUGUCCCUUCCCCUGCGUAGAAGGCUGCCAGUGUAAUGACAGUUUUGUACUCAGUGGAGAAAAGUGUGUGUCAAGAAUAGAAGGAUGUGGAUGUCCACAUGAGGGCCACUACUAUAUGCCUGAUGAAACCUUUUGGGCAGACAAUAGGUGCCAAAGUAAGUGCACCUGUGACAGUACUACACGAAUAGUUGUGUGCAAGAAGAGCGGUUGCAAAUCCAAUGAAGCAUGCAAGGUGGUUGAUGGCAUCCGGGCCUGCUACCCAGUGAGCUUUAAGACCUGCACAGCACAAGGAGACCCACACUUCCAAAGCUUUGACGGAAAGCGCUUUGACUUCCAGGGAAAUUGUGUUUACAAGCUGGCUGGAGUUUGUUCCAAGGAUCCCAAUCUGGAAAGUUUCGACAUUACCCUUGAGAACAAUAAUAGGGGCAACAGACGAGUGUCUUUUGCAAAGGUGGUGACAGUCAAAACAGCAGGCAAUACCUUUACCAUCAGUCGGGACAUCCCUGGUAAAGUAUUGGUAAAUGACAUCAUUACUUCACUGCCAUAUUACUUUAAUGUUACUGCAGUGCAGAUCUAUAGGAGUGGCAGACUAGCUGUCCUGGAUACUAACUUUGGUCUUAGUGUCACCUUUGACUGGAGCAGCAUAGUACGUGUCAAGGUCCCCAGCACUUACCAAAAUGCCAUGUGUGGCCUAUGUGGCAAUUACAAUGACAACGCAGAUGAUGACCUAGUUCUUCCCAGCGGAGAAAAGGCAAAGGACCCCAAUGAGUUUGGCAACAAUCAUUUGGUUAGCAGAGUUCCUGGAUGCUCGCACAUCUGUGAAGACUGUGCUCUGCCGACACUUUCUGCUGGGCAAGCAAACCAAACAUACACACGGGACUGUGAUAUAAUUAUUGACAAAGAGGGUCCAUUGAGGGGUUGCAUGGGUAAAGUGGAUUCAGUUCUGUAUCAUGAAAACUGUGUUUACGACGUUGUGCUAAAUCAAGGGCUACAAAAGGCAGCAUGUGAUUCCAUUACUGCAUAUGUUGAAGAAUGUCAAGAGGUGGGAGGAAAAAUCGAAGCAUGGCGUAAAGAAGACUUCUGUGCUUUCCUUUGUGCGAAGAAUAGUGUGUACAGUAUUACUGCCCCUGGUUGUCCAGCCACAUGCUACAGUAUGACCAGCCCAGAUACUUGCAGGACUGGUGUCAAAGAAGGUUGUAUUUGCAUCCCAGGAUUCUUGCUGAGCAAUGACCAGUGUGUGUCUAUUGAAGACUGUGGUUGCCACCAUGAGGGCCAAUACUAUAAAUCAAAGGAAGUUUUCUACCCCGAUGGAGAAUGCCGUAAUCGAUGCAUUUGCAACUCUGGCACUGUAGCCUGUGAAGAAACUACCUGUGGCCCCCAAGAGGUCUGCAAGGUGGUUGAUGGUGUCCGGGGCUGCCAUCCUAAGGGCUAUGCCAAAUGUAUUAUUUUUAACUCCCAUUAUCUUACCUUUGAUCAACAAAGCUAUGAUUUCCAUGGUGCCUGUGGAUAUACUCUGGUGCAGGUUUCUGACAGUUACAACCAUCUGGAGCUGAAGUGGUUUACAGUUACAACGACCAUGGAAUAUGAUGAGAUUGCCUACCAUUUGGAGUCUGUUCAAGUUGAGGUUUUAGGGCUCUUGUUGAUCAUAGAGGCAAAUUUACCCUGGGAAAUACAAGUAAAUGGAACCCGGAGAAAUCUACCAGUGUCUCUGAAUGAUGGACAGCUGAAAGUUUCUCAGAUAGGUCGAGGAAUAGUAGUAAAAACUAACUUUGGCUUCAGGGUAGCCUAUGACCUCCAAAGCACAGUGAUCAUUACAAUACCAUCCACGUACAGUGGCAAUGUCGCUGGACUCUGUGGUAACUACAAUGGACAAAAAGAAGAUGACUUCACGCUCCCGUCAAAACGCCUCACAAAUGACAUCAGUACAUUUGGGGAAGCCUGGCAAAUAGAAAAAGAUGAAUUCUGUAGGAAUAUCUGUCCAAAAGAAGGUUGUGCCAAACCCGACAAUAACAUAAGACAAGAGCUGGCAGGUCAACAGAAAUGUGGCUUUAUCACUGACAUUAACGGCCCAUUGGCUGCUUGCCAUUCUGUUUUGGCCUCUGGUAUAUUCUUUGAGAACUGCAUUUACAACAGCUUUAUAGCUGGAGGAAAGAUGGAAUCUGUGUGUCUUGGAAUAGAGGCUUAUGUGUCUGCCUGCCAAGAGGCUGGAGUGUCUCUAAAAGCCUGGCGAAGCAAAACUUUUUGUCAGGGCUGUGAAUGUGACGAUGGAUUUCUAGCCAACGGAAACGAAUGUGUGAAAUUACAGAAUUGUGGCUGCAACUUGGACGGAAUUCUCAGCAUCUUCUCCUCGACCUUCAUGUCUUGCCUUGUUCUCAAGUUCCUGGUUCCUGACCCUCACCUGCUCUCUUGA